ACCGCACCAUAGAGACGGUUAAACCAAGAUGGCGGCAACAUUCCACAUUUUGUUUUUCACGACUUGUUUCGUACUCCUUGGCAUACUACUGAGCGCGCGGGCCCAAACAACGGCAGCGCCCGGGUCAACACAACUCCCGACAACUCCAGCGGCAUCGACUGCAGCCCCGACGACGCCCGCUCCUGCCACAGAGGCACCGGCGACACAGACCAGCUUCCCGGUCAACACUAACGUCGGCAGCUGUACCUGUGACCUGACGCGCAGCGCCUGCGAUGUGAACUGUUGUUGCGACCCUGACUGCACCAGCCAGGACGCGCAGAGCUUCAGCCAGUGUCUGGAGAACCUGUACAAACCGGAUGACCGGCUCUGUGUCCAGGAUCAUAUCAUCGUGUUUGAGAACACCCAGUUUGUCUCCAACUUGGAGUCCAACAACCUGUUCUGUAUUUACACCGAUAAUUACCCAGCACGAAAUUACUACACAGGUGCUGACGUAGUAGAUACAGAGCAGGCUUUCCAGAACCUACUGCAGACGUAUGAAACAACUUCAUACAGCCAAGUCGACAGUACAGCUACUGUAUAUGAGGACUUCUACAAGUCUGGAGACCCCGUGUACACUGUGAACGAGAGUGGUGCCCAGGGCACACUGGGGCUGCCCAAAGCAGACAUCACAUCUAACUGCUUGGACAGUAGUGUUGCUGGAUUUUUACAGGAUGAAACAACGUCUUGCACUCGUGAGUGGGACAGCCUAGCUGAUCAAUGUGAAACAAGUCCAUCGCUGAAUGCAAAUAUAUAUUAUCUUGGGUUAAAGGUGGCGAGAACACCAGCCUUGUUCCAAUCCACACUUCCACCCACAACAACUGGAACAACAGUAACUGUCACUGCUGUCACCACAGCUGUCAUGACAACAGCCAAUGUCACCGUUCCUGUCUCAACAAGUCAGCCAGGGAACACCACCGCUGACAACUCCACCAACCUUUUUGACGACCCCGACCUGGUGAACUUCACGCUGGCAAACAUUACCUGUCAGGACAGACAGGGCCACAUUGUCACCUGUGGUUUUACUGGAGGUUCCGUACCUGGGCCAGUCUACAAUAGAACCAGCGGCUUCUGUGACAAUAUGGUUCUCAGUGUUGCUUACACCGUGACACACAAUGGAAGUCAAGGCAUAUCUGCCGUGGAAGUCUCCUUCACCCUGGGAUCAGUUCACUCUACACAGACGUCAGUGCAACAGACUUCUGCAAUUACGUUCAACAAGCAGGAUUCUGUGGCAGGCUUUAGAAGAAGUGGCAAUCCUGGUUAUGUAGUCGGAGAACCCUUGCUGGCAGGGACUCUAGUAGAGACGACAUCAACCACUUCUGGUGAACAGGUUCGAUCCAUCGAAGUGAGCAGCAAUAGGAACAGCUGGCUGACCAUGCUGUCCAGCACAGCUGAUGGCAGCUGUCUGUCGUCGGGUGACAGGACUCCGGUCGUGUUUGGUGAGGACAUGAGAUCAGGAUGUCUGGUGACUGUCUACUUCAACAACAUCACAAGCGUUUGUACACUUCUCCAGAACACCAUCACUGAUGCCUUACAGGGAACAAACCCACCAACACACGUGGCCGUGUACGGAAACUCUCAACUAGACGCAGUUGGAGACUGGGUAGAAAUCCUCGGGGACAAUGAACCAUUAGUCCAAACAACCGGCUUUAGAACAACCACUUGUCGAAAUGUUGUUCUGGGCAUGCACAUAGAAGUCCUGUAUUCUAAUAUUGGAGCACUGUCCAACCCACAGCCUAAAAUCCUUGCUGUGAGAAGGAGAUUUGAGAACCCGCAGGACAUCACAUUCACCUGUGUGGGGACACUGUGCCAGGCGGGGGGAGGACAGACUGGCCAGCAGUUUGAGGUUGUGUCCAGUGUUACCUUCAUCGAUGCCUCCACAUCUCCCACAGCCUCCCUGGCCGAGUACCCAACCAUCCAAACUCAGCUGCCUUUUGACUUCUUCUACCCAUUCCAGACUUCCUCUGCAGUUUUACACCUUAGUUUCAAGAAAAUCAUUUACAUCACUGCUUUUGUAAUCUUUGCUGUCAUAAACAGAUAGUCAAGGAUUGGACAAAUUGUAGAUUCUCUUGUUGACAGUAUUCUGGACAGAUUGAUUACUAUAAUGUUGAUUUUGUGUGCACUUUAUGAUGUGAGAUUUGAUUCUUCUCUGGUACUUAGGGAGUGCAAAGGUUUCAUGUUGCUGUUCCAAAAUUUAAUGUAUAUUUAACGGUUGACCAGUCCUUCAACUUUAUGGCAUAAGAUUGUGUUCUGGACUUGCUCUGUUGUCAUUAUAAAAAAAAAUAGAUAUCUGUACAAACAAAAUAUCAAUGCCAAACUUGUUACCAACUAUUUAAGUUAGAUUUUUCUUCAUAUAUUUGUACAAAGUACAUGUAGCUUCUUUGUAAAUAUGGUACAUGCUGCUGGCUAGCCUUUCACUAAAACUAUUUCCUCAACAGAAGGUUGCAUGUCAGUCUGAAAUUCUUUCUGCAGUACUGGAAAAUUCAUGGUAGAAGUAGUAAUAAAAUUUCAUGUGACUUACUGAAAAGAUGCUUUUAUUAUACAUGUACAUGUAUCUUAAGGCUCUGUUUUUCUGCAGUAAAAAUGUGAAGAUUGGCAA
Messenger RNA from Branchiostoma belcheri (Belcher's lancelet), 2635 nucleotides. Its product is annotated as tectonic-3-like. The transcript has a single exon. Bases 29 to 2077 code for a protein of 682 amino acids. Lineage: Eukaryota; Metazoa; Chordata; Leptocardii; Amphioxiformes; Branchiostomatidae. Gene Ontology annotation, biological process: cilium assembly. The record is from RefSeq and is a predicted model, not a curated record.